GUUUACCACGUCGAUUGUCUGUCUGUCUGUUUGUCUGUCUGUCUGGUUGUCGACAUCCACGGCAUCCAUCCACCCACACUCACCUACACUAUAGUACUUCCUCGGUGAUUUUUGUUUUUUGUUUUUUUCUCUCUCUUCUUCAAGUCACUGCACACACACUUCCUUGACGUUGUGCAACCAACCCACCGACACCGGGAAAUCCAGUCAGUUAUCGAAUUGGUCACACAACACACUGCAAGCUGUCAACCUAUGUACCUACACUAGCUGGCUAGGAGGAACGGAGGUUUUCACAGCUUGAUCCAUUCAUAGCUUGCAUCCCAGUCACACAUACACACAUACACAUUCUCUUCUAGUCCAUCUAUUAUACCUACCCCGGAUUCCUGCAGUCACUCCUCCUAACGAGCCGUUUCUUCUUCUUCUUCCUCUUCUUCUUCUUUUGCUCGUUUCAUCUUCUCUCUUCUCUCCCUCCUUCCCUUCUCUAUUCUCUUCUUCCUCUUCACGUCGCACACUCUGCACCUCUGCGGACGCAGUUGUUCUGUUCACAUCCACAUUUACAUUCAACACAUUCCCUUGUUCUUCGUGGCCAGACACCGAACAUCGAAUUUUUCUUCGAGAAGAGUUCGCUUUACCCAAUUUGCUCUUAUCUUCCUCCAUUCCUUCCCUUCAACUUUAUCGGAUCUGGACUUCGGAAAAGAAACACGGAACGACGACGAAGACUACGAUUACAACAACGAAUAGCGAUACAAAAAGUUCAAGCCUGGAGCCGGACAUUUGGUUACCUCAGUGAUACCCCAGAGAGAGAGAGAGGAGAGAAAAAGAGACAGAGACAGAGACAGAGACAAGUGCGGGAAAAGGCUUGUCAAAGACAAAACCGAGGAAGUAGGACAUACUUACAACAACAACGAUAACGAACCGAUCACAUCAUGAACAACUGAAGCAAGAUUAAACGGCGCGACGAUCCUUACCUUCACCAACACCACCACCAUUACCACCACUUAUGCGUACAACUUUUCCCAAAGCCAAUCGAUAGAUCAACUCAUUCGGUUCAGUUCAAUUCAUUCUUCACUAUCAUAACAACUUUUACAAUCACACAACUCACCCAAUCUACGGAAUCCAAAAAAUGGACCGCUUCAACUUCCUCCCUCAAGGUCUUCGGCGGAACAGCCCUGCUCCUCCCCCUGCUGCUGCCGCCGCAACCACAACCACAGCCCCAACCGGCACAGCCGCCGACCACCCUCACAACACCGGACAACCCGCUCCCCUCCCAGCAGUCUACCGCCAAAACCAAAACCAGAACCACAACCGCACUCAAAGACCCUACAACUACCCCGAAUCCGCCUCAUCUUUAUCUUCUGACGACGAAUAUGAGACCGAUGACGACGACCUCUACGAAGACGAAGAAGUCCGCUCCGUUUCUUCCCAAUCCUCUCGUGACUCCGACACUGCUCCCCUUUCGCCCAGGAAUCGUCAUCAGCAACGAGCUCAAUACCCAUCUAGCAGCAGCACUCUGAACCGACGCUCCCACCACAAUAACAACAACAACAACAACAUGACCACAAACAUUCAGGAUGAUCUCUACUGCAACCUCGAAGCCCAACUAGGCAUCCACCCUGCCCUGCGCGUCCCGCCGCCUGGGCCCGGGAACGUCCCAGCUAAUUUUCCGGCACCACCACCCAUCCCCCAGCAACAACAACAACAACAACAACAACAAGAAGAAAUGGCAGAAGUCGAACGCCGGUCUUCCUCGCGCUUCUUUCUUCCUAGAAUGUCUUUCCGCUUCUUGGGCGGAGGCGGCGGUAGACCGCGCCCGGCAUCAAGCCAUUAUUCAGGUGAUGGGCUACCACCCGCUACCGAGGUGAAUUUCCCAGUGUCGCCCAAGUCACCGGCUUUUCGAAUUGGGGAACAAGAGUUGCCGAGUACGAGGCUGCAUGUCCCUGGGGUGGAGAGGACCUGGAGUAGGGGGAGUAAUGGGCCGCCUACGAGGGAUGGGACUGGUACUAGGGAUGGGUCUUCUUCUCAUGGGGGAAGAGGGGGAGAGGCGGCGGCGAGGGGAGCUUCGAGGUAUGGGUUUGGAUUACUGGGCGGGAACCGGGGCGCGAGUCGAGAUGGGAGGACGGUGCGAGUGACGGAACCCAGGAGGACAGCUACGAGACGGCAUCGGGGUGAGAGGGAUGGAGAGCGUAGUGAGCGCCGUAGAGAGGGAAGUGGUGGCAGGUCGAGAUCCGGCCGGUCUGGAACGGGAGCUGGAGCUGGCUCUGGUCAUGGGAGUCGGGGUCAUCGCUCGAGAAGAGAUCAUGGCAGGUCAACAACGUCAGGGAGACAUAGACAUGCGCGUGAUGAAGAGAGGAGAAGGAGAAGGAGGAAAAAGAAGAGUAGCAGCUCGAGAAGGCAUGAAGGUUCCGGGUCGGGAUCUCACUCGAGAUCGGCGAGGACGACUGCUGCUGGAGGAGGACACUCGGGGCGGAGGAAAAGAAGAGCACCACCGCCGAAACACUUCCUCUUUUGUUUCCCGUGGGUGAGGUCGCGGACAAAACGGAGGCUGAUUUUGCGAUCUGUUGUUUCGGGGAUGAUUCUGGCUUGUUUGCUCAUCGUCUAUCUCGCCCUUUCCGUCACCCAUAAGGUCCAGGGCAGCGGAUUCACCAUCGCCAUGAUCCUGGUCGUCGUCUUGGGAGCCAUUGUUUUCUUGCACAGUGUCGUCCGCCUUGUGAUGCUGGCAUUCAAAGGCGGACGCAGCAAGCGCAGAGACUUGGAAAGCGGACUGGCCCAUCAUGAACGAGAUAUCCAUGCCCCCCAAGGGCCAUACGCCAUUCCGCCUACGCCGAUCCGUGUUGUUCUGGCGCGUGAUGAGGAGGCUGCUGGCCUUCCUAGUGCUACGGCCGUAGCGAAACCGCCCGAGUAUGGAGAGUGGCGGGAGUCUGUGCGAGUCGAUCCCAACCGCAUCUACUGGAUGCGCAACGAAGGGGCUGUUACUCCCGCUCUUCCGGACGAGGAGGCCACUUCCGAGGGUGCUCGGUCCAGGGCUGGCAGCAGAGACGGUCCUAAUCCGGGAACUCUCCGCCGGCCUCCGUCGUACAGCUCGGAUGACGGUGUCAGCUAUGUGGUUGAGGCGCAACCGCGGUCCAUCGCGCCGGCCACUGACGUACCAACCGGCGGCAGGGCUGGUAGGCGGUUGGCAUGAGAAAGGUGUAAAACAACAGAUUCAGCUUAGAGUUGGAUGUAUGGUGGUGCUGGAAUCGAGUAUGAGAAACGAUUACUUCGCUUCAAAAUGUACAUAAGCUUUCAUGUCAAUGUUGUUGGAGUCUCGACUUGGUAGAGUACAGACGAGCUCUGGUGGUGA
Messenger RNA from Neurospora crassa OR74A, 3337 nucleotides. RefSeq lists its product as hypothetical. The record is from RefSeq and is a predicted model, not a curated record. NCBI's taxonomy places the organism in Eukaryota, Fungi, Ascomycota, Sordariomycetes, Sordariales, Sordariaceae. The coding region runs from base 1121 to 3178 and encodes 685 amino acids. The transcript is spliced from 3 exons.